CUUUGCAGGGACCGAAGGGACAAGAGGCCAAUGGGUCGGAGAGCAGGCUGCCCAAGUGAGGAGGAGCCCGGGCCACAGAAAGGGAGCGGGGGGAUGGCUGGCCAGGGCUGCCCUGCUCCCUCUUCCGCCUAAGCCUCCUUCCUUCCCCAGCCGAAGUGGGCUGCAGCUCCCAUCAUCCCCCACUAACCCACCCGGGGGGGCUUGCUGUGGGCUUUGGGGGGAACCAAGAGGCCCGGGGCAGAGACGAGGGCCGCUGGGAGCUGCGGUCUCGCCAGGCCCAAGAGGCAGGCAGGGGCGCCUAGAGCACCCCCCCCCCCCCUGCGGCCGGACUCUGGAGGGACCCCAAGGCAAGGCAAGGCAAGGCAAGGCGGGCCGGGGUCCUCCUCCUCCUCCCCCGCCGCCGCCGCCCCUUCGCUCUCCUUCGGAGGAGGAGGCGCUGCGUCAGUCGGAGGAGAGCGGCGGCGGCGGCGUCAGCUGGAGCCAAGGCAGCGCCAGCCUCCCGAGCAUCCUUCCUCUCCUGCUGCUGCUGCUGCUGCUUCUGGCCGGGCAGGUGCGCCCCUUUGCUCUCCGUCUUUGCCGGCCACCGGAAGAUGAAUGCAAUCCCCCAGGAAGCCCUGAUCUCCGUCUUUCUGCAGUUCAUUGAGGAUUGGGGCUGCCGGACCUACGGGGCCCUGAGCCGGACCUGCAACCCAGGGGCGCUUCUGCACAACGAAAUGAACCUUCUGUACCGCAAGAGCAAGGUGGAGUGGAAACAGAGCAAGGACGAGGAGCCCAAGAAGGGUUCAGCCAAGGAGCCCAGUGUGGGAAAAGUGAGGGAGGGAGCCUCUUUCCGCCGUCACUUCAGGAUGGGUUUCAUGACCAUGCCAGCCUCGCAGGAGCAUGCCCCACAUCCCUGUGCCAGCAGUAUGGCCCCUCGCUCCCUCUCCUGCCACUCGGUGGGCAGCAUGGACAGCAGCAGCGCAGGAGACGGGGCCGCUGGGUCCCGGAAGCCGCCCACUAAGCCCAAGCGCCACCCCAGCACCAAGCUCAGCGCAGAGGCCAGGGCCUGCCUGGAGCCCAUCGGGGGCAAGAGAGGAGGCUCACAGAAGUCCAGUGCCGAGUGCAAAGACUCUGGGCGCAAGGUUCCUCCGCAGAAACCAAAGCGUAGCCCCAACACCCACUUGUCAGUUUCUUUUGAUGAGACGUAUUCGGGGCGCCUGCCGGGGCCCCCUCUGAGUGGAGCCAUGCAGCGCUAUGGCCGUGCUUUUGCCCACAGCCAGGCAAAGGGCUCUGACCCAGAGGAGGAUGAGCCCGUCUACAUCGAGAUGGUGGGGGACAUUUUCCGGGGACCUGGCCCACCCUCGCAGCCGCCCACCACGGCCGACGAGGACUCCGAUGAGAGCGAAGCCAUUUACGAGGAGAUGAAGUACCCACUCCCCGAGGAAAGUGGGGAUUUUCGUCCCAACGGGGACCCAGUUUCCCCGCGCCACCGGCCGGCCAAACGAGAGGCUGCCAAGGCAGCACAAAAUGCCAAGACUUCCCCCUGUGAGAUCCCACCACCCUUUCCCAACCUCUUGCAGCACCGGCCGCCUCUGCUGGCCUUUCCCCAGGCCAAGAAGGGAUACAAAGGGGCCAGUGGCCAAGAAGGCUCCAAGUUACCUGUACUGUGCCAUGCCAAGGAGGCUCCGUCCACUCCCAUGACCCCUCAAGUCCCCAGCCACCACCACCAGCGGGGAGGUGAGGGCACUGCCUUGUGUCCUUCUGGCCGUGCGCGCAGCCACUCCACACCACUGCCUCCGCAGCCCUCUGGCCAGGGCAAAGCUGAGAAGGAAAUCCCCAAUUCCCACAGCACCAUUGGCCCGCCAGCUAAACAGGCUCCAGCUCCUCCACCGGCCACCCCCCUCCCAUCCAUGUUACCGGUGAAGGAAAAGCCGGCCGUUUCCUACACCAUGGUGUACUCUGCGGUCAAGGUGACCACUCACACUGCCCCUGCUGAGCAGAAGACAGAGAAAGAGAUUUCGGUCCUGCACGGCAUGCUUUGCACCCGUCCCUCCACCGUCCCGUCGUGUAAACAGGUCCAGCGGGCAUGUACGCUCCCCGAGUCCCCACCAUUGGGCAUGGUCUGGACCUACCCUGCCCCCUGUGUGGGGAUGAAGCGCCCACCGGCCUACGAGAGCAUCAAAAAUGCAGGUGCCAAGGCUGCCUCCUCAGCGGCGGUCAAGAUCCAGCUUCAGGACCGGGCAUUGACCAGCAUCGCCUGCUCCCAUCUUCUGUCUGGCGAUGAACUUGGACGCACGGCGGGAGAGGAGGAGCCCUUCGGGUGGGUGCUACAGAGGAGGAUGGGCUAUGCCAGCCGGAAGGGCAAAGAGACAGAGAAGGCUACCGAGGGCCCACAGGUUUGGGAGAGCAGUGAUGGCACGCAGCCCACCAAAAUGGAGAAGGAAGAGAAGGCUGGGCUAGGGCCCCUGCAGUCAAGCAUCCCUGUGCGCACGCCGGGGCCUGAAGCUCACGCCAAGAUGCCAGCGGGGAGGACAAACCUGCCUGUCCCCUGCCAGACCUUCCCUGCCUGUCACCGUAAUGGAGAUUUCACCAGCGGUUACCUACUGGGCCGUUCGGCAUCCACCUCUGGCGUCCGACACGCCGUGAUUCACGCGCAGAGGCCAUGCAGUCACCCCCGGGACCCAGCCAGCCUGGCCUUGCAGCACGUGCAACUGCCGGUGCCAGGGGUCCCACCCAGCUCUCGCGAAAGGGACGGCAAGCUGCUGGAGGUGAUUGAGCGCAAGCGGUGCGUCUGCAAAGAGAUCAAAGCACGGCACCGUCCAGAGCGCAGCCUCUGCAAGCAGGAGAGCAUGCCCAUCCUGCCCAGCUGGCGGAGGAACACAGAGAACCGCAAGUCCGGCACGCCGCCCUGCCGCCGCCAGCAGACAGUGCUCUGGGACACGGCCAUAUGACAGCCGGUGGGGGGCUGAGCCCCAAGGAGGAACCGGUGCCUUGUGCGCAGGGCCAAACUGCAGGCAGCAUGCCGCCCCUGCCCUCUCCCAUUAAACCCAACAGAGACCAAGCCGUGGGCCAUCCGGGGCAUCGCCGCCCCCCUCCGCUAAGCUGUGGCCGGAAAGAGAUUUUUCAUGAAGGAUGGCAAUGCUCUUAAUUUUUUUCUUUCUUUCUGGACAAUAUCCUGGAUUAUCAAAAAAAGAAAAGGGAGGUGCCAGGCCAAAAAAGCAGCUGCUUCGCCCUGAAGAACCCUGGCUGGCAGGGAUGCCCACAGCCCCAGGAGAUGGCUGGGUAUCACAGGCAAGCCACAGUUGCCUGUUAGCAAGACGUGUCCACCCCAUGCCAGCCCUAUGCUGACAAGACUGACUUCCACAAUGGCCUCUUCUCUCACUUUCUUAGGAGACUGGGCUGGGUGCAAUGGCCAUGGUGUGUUUGUGCGCACGCAUGUGUGCAUGGUGGUCAGGGCUGAACCAUGCCACCCUCUCAACACUCCUUCAUUGCUCGGCUUAAAAGUGCCAGGAGCACUACCAAUCUCUCGUGCUGUUUUCCUUCUGUCGCCAAAAAAACACAAGCCCACCGCAGAGAAAGGACAGGAAGGGAAAGCAGAUCAAGGGGGUUGAGCAGACAUAUUUCACAGAGGGUCCCUCUGCUCCCACCCCAUGGAAGUAACUGACCCUUUCUUCUGCUUCUUACAAUUGUUUAGGGAAGCUGAGCUCCUGUGGAGAUGUGGUCAGCCAGUUUUUCCCAGAGCAGCCUUAUCCAACCUGGAGGCAACUACAACUCCCAUCAUCCCACAACCAGAAAUGGGAACUAUAGUCCAACACAUUGGGGAAGGUAGGAGGGAAGAAAAGCAAUGGAGCCAAGAGCAAAAGCAUGUUCAUUGAAGAUUUUUGGGGAGGAAGGAAGAGACACCAAGUAGGGAGACCUGAAGUUUGGCUGUCACAGGAGGCUGAACUAUAAAGCCAAAUCCUGUCAUUAUCGGGGCCUUUUUGGAUGGCAAAACUCCCAGUAAGAGUUUCUACAAGUCUGUUAUUUCCCCCCCCCC
Molecule: messenger RNA, 4015 nt
Organism: Sceloporus undulatus (fence lizard)
Lineage: Eukaryota; Metazoa; Chordata; Lepidosauria; Squamata; Phrynosomatidae
Gene: NYAP1
Product: neuronal tyrosine phosphorylated phosphoinositide-3-kinase adaptor 1
Exons: 7
Coding region: 591-2930 (779 amino acids)
Biological process (GO): neuron projection morphogenesis; phosphatidylinositol 3-kinase/protein kinase B signal transduction
Source: RefSeq, a predicted model, not a curated record